AUGAAAUCCUUCACUUUUUUGGUGUUGAUGACAGCGAUUAGUCUGGGUAAGAACAUCAUUCGCCUUCUUUAGCUGGUUUAUUGAACAUCUACGGUAGGACGAAUCUACCGGGAAAAUAAUGUGGAUUUGUCGCAGCGAAGUGUCCCAGCAGUGAUAUAAUAGCAAAUUAUCAAAUAUUUUUUACACACAUCUAGAAUGUCACACUAAUUUGGAGAUUUCGCAAUCGCGAUUAAGAAGUCUAUGGAUGCCUUUAUAUCUUUGAUUCGAGUUCAGCCGUUCAGUCAGGCAGCUGAUUCUCUGCCAGUUCCUUACAGCACACAAAAAACACCAUUGCAGUUUGCUAAGACUGAUUUUUGAUAGCUUGUUUUCAGCUCUAAUUACCGCUCAGCCCGUCAAAAGAGAAGGUCCACCGGAAGGUGAUGAAGUCAUCGCUGAUGACAAAUACUUUAUUCGAGAUUACUUGAAAUACAUCCACAGCAAGCUCUUCUACGACGAUGAUCCGUCGAGAUUUCUGCAGAACCUUUUCAAAUGA
Messenger RNA from Bursaphelenchus xylophilus (pine wood nematode), 532 nucleotides. The record is from the annotation of a GenBank genome assembly. Lineage: Eukaryota; Metazoa; Nematoda; Chromadorea; Rhabditida; Aphelenchoididae.